GUUCCUGAUUUCUCGUUUGUUUCAACAGCAGCAGCAAGCAGUCGCGGUUAGAUGUUUGCAGAGGAAGUACCCGAAAGAGUACCGCUUAAUUCAAAACGUAACGGCGUAAAAACCAAGUGAAAUUUUGCGUCUUUUAGUUAUUUAGGUUAUGGUUUCUUUUUUGGAUGUUUUUAUUUUAUCGGUACCAUACGAUGGUGGUACUUUUUGUGUGACUUUCUGAUAUGUAUUAUGUGCGGUGAAUAAUUAAUAUUGGAUUUAUUAGGACGCGAUUUAAAUAUUACGGUAAUGAGCGAGUACGAGCGAAUACGCAGAGCCUGUCUAAAACGCGGCGAGUUAUGGGAAGAUCCUGAUUUUCCAGCGACGCAAGCCUCAGUUUUUUACCACCAAACGCCGCCGUUUCAAUUCACUUGGAAACGACCAAAGGAUUUAUGUCCAAGACCAGGUUUUAUCCAAGAUGGCCCAGCACAAUUCGAUAUUAAUCCAGGAAAAAUGGAAUUUGACCAAAUUGUUGAGAAAAAUCAAAGAAAAUCAUUCUUCGGUGAUAGAUGGCUCGUCUCCUGCUUGGGAGUACUCUACCUCAACAAAGGUCUCUUCUACAGGGUGGUACCUGCAGAUCAAUCGUUCAGCGGCGAUCAAUAUUGCGGACUGUUCAGAUUCAGAUUGUGGUGGUGCGGAGAAUGGACCGAAGUACUCGUAGACGAUCGAUUGCCCACAGUCCACGGACGGUUGGCUUUUCUUCAAUCGCAAAACUCCGACUAUUAUUGGCCUGGAUUGUUGGAGAAAGCUUAUGCCAAAUUACAUGGUUCGUAUGAAGCGCUCAAAUAUGGCUCGUUAUUGGACGGACUUGCAGAUCUCACUGGGGGAAUCACAGAAAGUAUACCGAUAACAGAAGAUGCUACAACAUGUUCUAGGUUGCUUCACAAAUUGUUAGAUAUGACCUCAAUAAUCACUUGCGCAGUGCAACCUCCUAAUCAAGUACGCUCUAUGACUGAAAAAUUAGCUAAUGGCAUACAAACUGGAAUCAACUAUAGAAUAUAUGCUAUUGAUAGGGUAGAAACGUUCAACAAUGAAACCGUUCAACUAGUGAAACUAAGAAACCCUUUAGGAUUACCAACAGAAUAUGUAGGCCCUAUGUGUUUGGACUCGCCAGAAUGGUCGGAAUUGCCUCCACACGAAUAUGAACGGCUACAGGUCAAAUUUAACGAAGAAGAAUUUUGGAUACCUUACACAGAAUUUUUGCAAACGUUUACUCACAUAGAAGUAGUGCACUUAGAUAGCGACACCAGUCGAGAUGAACCUAGCUUACACAACAAAAAUACUUGGCAAAUGAGACUAUACCAGGGCUAUUGGCAAAAAGGCGUGUCUGCAGGAGGCUGUAGAAACAACCCCGACACUUUCCACAUCAAUCCUCAGCUCCAUCUACUGCUCAGCGAAAUGGAAGAAGUUGUAGUCUCACUCAACCAACACAGCAUCAUGGAACCUAAAGUUAUAGGCUUUACAGCUUACUCGUUGCCUAAAAGCAACACAGAAACCAUCGGAAAGGGCUUUUUCAAGAAAAAUAAAUCUUUGUUCAAUUCUCAGUACACUAAUAGCAGGCAAGUCAGUCACAGAUGUCAGCUGGAACAAGGAGGCUAUUUGAUUAUUCCUACUACGUUUGAACCUGGGCAAGAAUCUGGAUUUACUUUGAGGGUGUACUCAAGUAAACCUUUGAAAUUGAAACUUGUGGAUACCGUGCCAUUUUUAGUGAAAUCGGCUAUAGUUAAGGCUCCUCCACUAUUAGACGGCAAAAGUUUCAGCCAAUACGAAGCCGUAUUUUUACAAUUGGCAGACGAACAUAGAACAGUCAAUGCGUUUGAGCUACAAGAACUAUUAGACGCUUGUUUGCCCAAUGAUUAUAUUAAAAGCUGCGCUUCAAUUGAAGUUUGUAGACAAAUUGUUUUCACAUUUGAAAAUUCUAGUACUGGUAGAUUAAAGUUCAGCGACUUUAAGGAUUUGAUGUGUAGUUUAAAAUUUUGGCAAACCGCUUUCAAAAAUCACACGAAAGAAAAGACGGGGAUUUUGAAAGCCGAACGGUUUAGGGACGCUUUGUUAGAAGUCGGAUUCCAGCUUAGCAGCGACGUGUUGACCACUCUAAUUUUGAGGUACAUGAGGAAAGAUGGGACACUGAGGUUCGGCGAUUUUGUUUCGGCUAUUUUACAUCUUACUGUGGCUUUUAAUAUUUUUGAAGCAAAAGACCCUUUGCAAAAUGGUAGUAUCAAGUUGAAUUUGUCAGAGUGGUUGAAAUCAUCACUUAGUUGCUAGUCCAAAGGAUUUCCUAGAAAACUCAUCAAAAUACUCAAUUUUUUUUUGUAAAUAUUUUAUAUUUUUGUGAAUAUGUAUGUAUUAAUAUAUAUUUUUGAUACUUUUUCUUAUUGUAUAAAACAAGUUUUAUAAUUUUAUUGUAAGUUAUUUUUAAAUAAAAAGAUAUAACGAUUUUCCCAGGCUCUAUAGCAGGCGCGGAUCCAGGGAGUGGCCAUGGGGGACAUGGCCCCCCCUAGAUGAGAGUUUUUUUUUUUAAAUCAAUAUUAAAUCGACCAAUUUUUCCGGGUUUACCAGGGCCCGUAUAUACCGGGUGGGGCACGAAAAACUUUCCACUCAGGUUUUCUCACGUGUUAGGUGUUUAAUCAAAAAUCGCUCAGACACGUCAAUUUUUGUUUUUUGGGGGACACAUUUUAAUGGUAUUUUCACACCAUAUUUGUGAACCCCUAAGUGGGGGUGACAGGUACCCACAAAAUUUCAAAUGAAAAGGGGGGUCGAGUGAUACGUCAUUUGAUAGCUAUUUUCAUCAAGAUUAUAUCCCCGAAGUUUCAAGUUGCUACUAUUUAUCCUGUCGAAAUGGCGGCUUGUCAAAGUUAGGAAAAAUCAAUGGAAAAAUGCUAUGUGGUUUUUACCUAUUACCUACGCAUAGGUGUGACAGGUAAAAACUAUACAGCUUAGAUUAUCGAAUGUAAUACCACAAGAGGUUUCAGGAUUACC
Messenger RNA from Ceutorhynchus assimilis (cabbage seed weevil), 3015 nucleotides. The record is from the annotation of a GenBank genome assembly. Lineage: Eukaryota; Metazoa; Arthropoda; Insecta; Coleoptera; Curculionidae.